AAUUCUCAUUACCCCUUUUCAUAAAAGAAGCCUUUAGAACCUUAAAUAGAAGAAGAGAUUAGAAUAUGCAAAAAUACAAAAAUUCAAUUAAUCUUCUUCUUCCUCUACUACUAUUUUCUUUCUUUCUUUCUUUCUUAGCCCAAUAAUUUCCAUGGAAAAUUACAACAGAUCAAGGUCCUAUGGAAAUAAUAAUGGGCAAGUAGUAGUGCAUAUGGAGAGCUACUAUGGUGCACCACCACCAACUAUGCCUCAUGAUGAUCAUGAUCUAAGGUCCUAUAGUAGUGUUUCAUAUGCACAAAGUAAAAAUCAUCAAAGGGGUAUUAAGUUGAAGAAAGGGAAGAGUGUUUCAACAAAGUCAUGGGGUUUUGGAAGUGAUCCUGAGUUUCAAAGGAAGAAGAGAGUUGCAAGCUAUAAAAUGUAUUCUGUUGAAGGAAAAGUCAAAGGUUCUUUUAGGAAGAGCUUCAGAUGGCUCAAGUAUAAGUACACACAAGUUCUUUAUGGAUGGUGAUGAAUCAAUGAAUGAUCUAAUUAUUGGUAAUGUUUGUUAUUAAUUCUUUUUGUAACGUUUGUAUGCUCUAAUUAUCUGUUUACAAAUUUGAAUAUUCUGUUCAUGAUGAGGAUGAGAAUUAAUUGUAGAUUCAUGGAUCUUGAUAUAAUUUUAUUUGAGGACUGAUAAA
This is a messenger RNA of Arachis duranensis, 677 nucleotides long. RefSeq lists its product as uncharacterized. Bases 152 to 508 code for a protein of 118 amino acids. NCBI's taxonomy places the organism in Eukaryota, Viridiplantae, Streptophyta, Magnoliopsida, Fabales, Fabaceae. The transcript has a single exon. The record is from RefSeq and is a predicted model, not a curated record.